Messenger RNA from Spodoptera littoralis (African cotton leafworm), 1119 nucleotides. Lineage: Eukaryota; Metazoa; Arthropoda; Insecta; Lepidoptera; Noctuidae. The record is from the annotation of a GenBank genome assembly.
AGUGUGACGAAUAUAUUUCUGGUGAACCUGUCGGCUGCAGACCUGCUGGUGACGGGGAUCUGCAUGCCCAUCCAGCUCAGCAAAGCCAUCACCCUCGUCUGGUUCUACGGGGAGACAGUCUGCAAGAUUGUUAAUUAUAUUCAAGGAGUGGCAGUAGCAGCCAGUGUGUUCACGAUAACAGCUAUGUCAGUGGACCGAUGGCUCUCAAUCUCCCCUGAACCACGACUCCGACCUCCUGGUAGAAAGCAGGCACUACUUCUGCUGUUCCUCCUCUGGUGUGCUGCUUUACUAAUAUUCAUACCACUGCUGAUGGUAGCCACUGUGAGAAGGGAACCAGUUCCUAUCAUAUCGAAGGCGCUGAAAAAUAUAUCGAUAGAAACGAGAGACGUGCACUUCUGUACCGAAGAGUGGCCUGGAAUGGACAGAAAAAAACAGUUCGGCAUGCUGAGCUUCACACUCGUGUACGCCAUACCAGGUUCAAUAACAAUAAUGUCGUACGCGUGCAUGGGACGCACGCUCUGCUCGGUGCGGCCUCCCUUCGACAUCGACGAGGGUAAUGUCAGCAUGCAACAGGGUCUAAGACUGAUGAAGGAGAGGAAACGAGUGGCGUGGAUCCUACUGCUCCUGGCAGUGUUGUUCGCCAUGUGCUGGAUGCCAUACAACAUCAUGCAGCUGUUGUUAGACGUCAACCUGGUAAACGCUAAGGACCUAAGCAUGGUUCUCCCGUACGCACUGUUUAUGGGCCACGCCAACUCAGCGAUCAACCCAAUAGUAUACUGCUUGAUGACCAGAAACUUCCAGCGGUCGGCGCGCAAGUUGCUGUGUGGCCGCGGCGUGUGUCAGCAGACCAACUUCACGUGGCGCUGUGCUCAGAAACCUGAAGGUUCGUCAAGUGACUACGAGCUGUACCACGAACCACAUAAAAGGUGCUACUUACAGAUGCACAAUCUCCGCUACAACGGGCAUGCAUACAGCACGCACAUUCCCCGCGGCAUCGAGACGCGUGCGCAGACGACACAACUGAGUCACGUGACACGAUCCUCCCGCCGCACGGCGCCUGCACACGCCUUGUCAGUAGAAAUGCUGCAACGUCAUGGACUCAUUGACUUCAAACGUUAG